Messenger RNA from Papilio machaon (common yellow swallowtail), 713 nucleotides. RefSeq lists its product as uncharacterized. Bases 21 to 713 code for a protein of 230 amino acids. Lineage: Eukaryota; Metazoa; Arthropoda; Insecta; Lepidoptera; Papilionidae. The record is from RefSeq and is a predicted model, not a curated record. The transcript has 2 exons.
CCCGUAACUAAAACAACAAAAUGUUCACAUGUCCACUCUGCAAUUCAGAAUUUAACGAUGGUCCACACUGUACUAACUGUCUUAGAUCAUUUGAUUAUCGAUGUGCUGGGAUCUCAGAAGCUGGAUUCAGACGACUCGGAGAAAGAAAAGGUAACCUAAAAGAUCUGGAUUUCAAAGUCAGCCAUAUUGAAGACACUAAUAAAUUGUUGCAAGAAGAACUAAGUCGCUUACAAGCCGAUGUACGUGAAAAGGAGCAAUGGGCAAGAGCAAACAAUGUGGAAGUAAAAGGAAUUCCUCUUAAGAGAAAUGAGAAUCUAUAUGACAUAGCCUUAAAAAUAGCCUCCGUUAUCGAAUUUCCAGUAAAAAAAGAAGAAAUAAACUUUAUUUCAAGGGUGCCCUCCCAGAAAUCUGACGUAAAAUCUAUUAUAAUAUCAUUCAACAAUCGCUAUAUCAAGGAAGAUUUUAUUGCUGCGUCCCGAAGGUUUAAGGACCUAAGACUGAAGUCGCUGAAUUUUCCCGAAGAAGGACGUGUAUUUAUAAAUGACCACUUAUCGAUAUAUAAUAAGCAACUUUUAAACAAAACUAAGGUCUUAGCAAAAGAAAGAAAUUUUCAAUUUGUAUGGGUGAAGCACUGCAAGAUAAUGGCAAGAAAGUCACCAACCUCGCCUAUACAAUAUAUAAAAACAGAAUCGGACCUCAAAAAGUUAAAAUAA